Messenger RNA from Manduca sexta (tobacco hornworm), 16542 nucleotides. It is a transcript of the gene LRP1, whose product is annotated as low-density lipoprotein receptor-related protein 1. Gene Ontology annotation, molecular function: calcium ion binding; protein binding. The transcript is spliced from 68 exons. Bases 328 to 14529 code for a protein of 4733 amino acids. The record is from RefSeq and is a predicted model, not a curated record. NCBI's taxonomy places the organism in Eukaryota, Metazoa, Arthropoda, Insecta, Lepidoptera, Sphingidae.
UGUUCGGAACUCAGGAAUUUGAGACUGCCGAGUGCGAAUGCUGUGUUUUCUGUCUGGCAACAUCAGUGUUUACCACGGCGCGGCGCUGUGCUAUCGGUCGCAAGUGCCUUUGUGUAAGCGUCUAAUAUUUUAAGAAAUAUCUUGCCUUUAUGUAAUAAACUAUUAACAGUUUGGUUCAUGUUUUCAAUCGACAAAAUAUAAAAUAAAUCAUCACAAGUGUGUUGUUUCAUUGACCGUUAUAAGACUUGUGUUCGUAGUGUUAUAAUAAACACAAAUAGACAGUGGGGAUGAACGAAGCGCCGAGUGGAGCAGUGCAAUGUUUUUGAUAUGCGUGUGAAGUGGUGCGGGGACAUGUUGUGGCGCGCAGGGCUGGUGGCGCUGCUGGUGUUGGCGACCCCGGCGACUACCUCGCAGGCUCCAGAUGAGCGGACGGAAGCGGGCGGGUGCGGCGCGGGGCAGUUCGCGUGCGCGGACGGGGCGCGCUGCGUGCCGGACGCGUGGCGCUGCGACGGGCGCGCGCACUGCGACGACGCCUCCGACGAGCUGCACUGCGUGUGGAACGUGACGUGCUCGCCGGGUCAGUUCCGCUGCACGCACUCGGGCCUGUGCGUGGCGGCGAGCUGGCGCUGCGACGGCGACGCCGACUGCGGCCCGCACGACCGCUCCGACGAGGACCCGUACAUGUGCGAGAAAGACUUCAAGUGUCCGGGUAACAUGGCGCGGUGCGCGACGCCGGCGGAGGGACAGUUCUCGUGCGUGCCCGUGGAACAGUUCUGCGACGGCGAGCGGCACUGCGUCGACGCGAGCGACGAGUGGGACAUCUGCGACAACUUCACGGCGGCAUCGUGCGCGGCGCUCGGCUGCGAGACCGGGUGCCGCCCCACACACGCGGGCCUCGCGUGCUACUGCCGCGCAGGCUACGAGCCCAAGGACGGCAAGUGUGUCGACAGUGACGAGUGCGUGUGGGAGGAGACGUGCGCGCAGCUGUGCCACAACACCGUCGGCUCGUACGCGUGCGCGUGCGUCGACGGGUACGCGCUUCGGGACGACGGACGCUCUUGCGCCGCAUUGAACGACACGGACGGCGCGGCGAUGUCGCUGGUGGUGGUGACGCAGACGGACGUGCGGCGCGUGUGGCCCGCGGGCGCAGGCGCGGCUCAGCGCAGUCAGCGCCGCGCCGCGCUCGACGUGCGCGCCAUCGACUACCUCUACGACAACAGGAGCAUCUGCUACGUGCACCACAACUUGAGCAAGGCGAGCAUCGUGUGUGUGGACGCGGACGACUUCUCGCGGCAAACUGUGUUGCCCGCGCCCGCGCUUUUCCCCGACGUCGACACUGUGGAUCACAUGGCGAUAGAUUGGCUAAGCGGCGCGUGGUACCUGGCGGACGUGGGUCGCGAGGCGCUGUACGUGUGCAGCGGCGCGCUGCGCCCGUGCCGCGUGCUGGUGGACGCGCGGCUGUCGAAGCUGCGCGGGUUGGCGCUGGACCCGCUGGCGGGGCUGGUGUUCUGGUCGGUGUGGGGCGCGUCGCCGGCGCUGGUGGAGCGCGCGCGCCUGUCGGGCGAGGCGCGCGGCGCGGUGGCGGCGCUGAAGCUCGUGUACCCGGCGGCGCUCACGGCCGACCCGCCCGCGCGUGCGCUGUACUGGGCCGACGUGUACCUGGAGUGCGUCGAGCGCGCCGACUACGACGGCAACAACCGACGCACCGUGCGCCAAGGGUACACGACGCAGCGGCUGCAGAACAUCGGCCUGUUCGAGACGACGCUGUUCCUGCCGGUGUGGGGCAACCAGUCGGUGGCGGCGGUGUCGCGCUACAGCCGCGUGCGCGCGCACACCGACGUGCGCGUGGACGCGCGCCCCACCGCCGCGCUCGUCUACCACCGACAAAAACAGCCUAAAGUGGAGAGUCCUUGCGCCGUGGACAACGGCGGGUGCGCGCACAUCUGCGUGCACGAGGCUCGCGACAGGGGCGACAGGGGCGAGCGGCGCGGCGCCUCGCGCGGGACCCUGCGCGCGCACUGUCUCUGCGCUCACGGGUACCGCCGCGCCGGACACGGGGACUGCGUGCGUGUGGAACUAGAAAGUUACCUGGUGGUAGCGCGCGGCUCCCCGCCGCUAGUUCAGGGGCUGCCGGCGGGCGGAGUAGCGGGCGGCGCGCACGCGCAUUGGGAGGCGUUGGUGCCCGCCACGGACGCCGCGCGCCCCACCGCUGCAGACGUCGACCUCGCCGGCGGGUACCUCUACUACUGCGACGUGCACAGAUAUGAGAUAGUGCGCCAGAAGCUGGACGGCAGCGCGCGCGAGGUGUUCGUGGAUCAAGACGUGGACAACUGCGAAGGCAUCGCCGUCGACUGGAUGGGCCGCAACCUGUACUGGACGGACGACGCGCUGGGCGCGGUGUCGGUGGCGCGCCUCGACCCGCCGCGGGCCUCGCGCGUGCUCGUCAGCGAGCGCGACUACAACCCGCGCGCCAUCGUGCUGCACCCCGCCGCCGGCAUGAUGUACUGGAGCGUGUGGGCCAGCGCCGUGUCGGCGCGCGGCCGCAUCGAGAGCGCGCAGAUGGACGGCGCGCGGCGUCGCCUGCUGCUCGACGAGGACCUGCACUGGCCGAGCGGGUUGGCGCUGAGCGCGGCCGGCGACGAGCUCUACUGGUGCGACACCUACCUCAACAAGCUGGAGCGGCUGCGGCUGGCCACCGGCGCGAGAGAACAACUCGCCGCGCAUGCGCCGCAAGCUCCGUUACUCAAGCCUUAUGGAUUGGCAUUAUAUGAGGGCGGCGUGAUCUGGAGCGAGCACGGGUCGGGCGCGAUACGGCGGUUGGAAGCGAACGGCAGCGUGUCGCUGUUGUACGACCUGCCGCCGCCGCUGUACGACCUGAAGCUGGUGUCGCAGACGGCGCGCACCGGGCGCAACGAGUGCUCGCACAAAAACGGCGGGUGCGCACAGCUGUGCCUGGCGCGGCCGGCGGGGCGCGCGUGCGCAUGCGCAGCGGGGUCGGAGCCGGCGCCGCCUGCCGGCCGCGGCUGUGCGCCCGCACAGCCCGCCGCCGCGCCGCACGGAUCCGCCGCCGCCAACCGCUGCCCCGACGGACACUUCCACUGCGGACGCGGGCGCUGCAUCGAAGCGCUGUACGUGUGCGAUGGCGACGCGGACUGCCCCGACGGCUCCGACGAGGACUCCUCACCGCUCGGACCCUGCGCGAACGUGACGUGCGAUGAGAGCCAGUUCAUGCAAUGCGACACCAACCGCUGCCUACCUAAGAGCUGGGUUUGCGACGGACUGAAAGACUGCUUCGACGGCAGCGACGAGACGGGGUCGGCGUGCGCGCGCACGUCGUGCGGGCCGGAGCAGUUCCUGUGCGCGCGCAGUCGCCGCUGCGUGCCCGCCGCCUGGCGCUGCGACGGCGCGCGCGACUGCGGCCGCGGCGACGACAGCGACGAGGCGGGCUGCGAGCGUCGCGACUGCAGCGGACACAUGUACCAGUGCGCCAGCGGCGGCGCCUGCGUGCCCUGGGAGUACUACUGCGACGGCCGCGCCGACUGCGCCGACGCGAGCGACGAGCGCGCCUGCCGCCCCGCGCCGCGCCCCGCGCCGCGCCCGCCCGCGCGCACCCCGCCGCGCCACCACGACGACAAGAACACGCUGUGCGAGGACCACGAGUUCCAGUGCGACAACACCGAGUGCAUACGCAAGGAGUUCCGCUGCGACUUCCACGUGGACUGCUUGGACGGGUCGGACGAGGCGGGGUGCCCGAGCACGAGCAGCACGAGCAGCCCGGCGCCCGCCUCGUCCACCGCCGCCCCCACCCCCGGGCCCGGUGACGAGUCGGCCGGGGUGGAGUGCGCGCCGCCCGCGCUGCGCUGCGACAACGGCACGCGCUGUGUGCCGCUGCUUCAGCUGUGCGACGACAAUGUCGACUGCGCAGACGGCGCCGACGAGGCCGACCGCUGCGGGGAGCCAAUGUGCGAGGUGUCGGCGUGCAGCCACGAGUGCCGUCCGUCGCCGCGCGGGCCGGUGUGCGCAUGUCCCGCGCCGCUGCACCUGCAGCGCGACCAGCUCACCUGCGCCGCCGCUCACCUCUGCGCCGACUGGGGCGUCUGUAGCCACAGUUGCCGCCCGCAGAAGAACCGGUACAAGUGCACGUGCGACGAGGGUUACCAGCUCGCGGAUGACGGCUUCACCUGCAAGAGCACAUCGAGCGAGACGCCGCUGCUGGUGUUCAGCAACCGGCACGAGAUCCGCGGCAUCGAGCUGCCGAGCCUGACGGUCCGCGCGCUCAUCUCCUCGCUGAAGAACACCAUCGCGCUGGACUGGCGCCGCGACCCCGCCACCGGCGCCGUGUCGCUCUACUGGACCGACGUCAUCGACGACAACAUCUACAGAGGCGUGCUGCUCGGAAACGCGCUGACCGGCAUCGAGGUGGUAGUGCAGCAGGGGCUGUCGACAGCGGAGGGGCUGGCAGUGGACUGGGUCGCCGGCAACCUCUACUGGGUCGAGAGCAGUCUGCAUCAGAUCGAGGUGGCGCGGCUGGACGGCAAGUACCGGCGCACGCUGGUGGCCGGCGACAUGGACAGCCCGCGCGCCAUCGCGCUGGACCCCGGCGAGGGGUACCUGUUCUGGAGCGACUGGGAGCAGGCGGCGCCGCGCAUCGAGCGCUGCUCGCUGGCGGGGCGGCGCCGGCGCGAGCUCGUGCGCGUGGACGCGCUCACCGACGGCGCCUGGCCCAACGGCAUCUCGCUCGAUUACCGCGCCAAGCGACUCUACUGGAUCGACGCCAGGUCCGACUCGAUCCACACGACGACGUACGAGGGCGAGGACUACCGCGAGGUGCUGCGCGGCCACUCGGCGCUGUCGCACCCGUUCGCGCUGACGGUGUUCGAGUCGCACGUGUACUGGACGGACUGGCGCAGCUCCAGCGUGGUGCGCGCCAACAAGUGGAACGGCAGCGACGUGACCGUGGUGCAGCGCACGCUCACGCAGCCGUUCGACCUCAAGGUGAUCCACGCGAGCCGCCAGCCGGCGCCGGCGGUGGCGAGUCCGUGCGCGCGCCGCAACGGCAACUGCUCGCACCUGUGCCUCGCGGACGCGCCGGGCCAGCGCGCCUGCGCCUGCCCGCACGCCAUGCGCCUCGCGCGCGACAACACCACCUGCACGCGGCACGAGAAGGUGCUGCUGAUCGGGCGCGCGGGCGAGAUCCGCGGCGUGGACCUGGACGCGCCCGCCGCGCUCAUGAUGCCCACCGUGUCGGGCCCGCACGUCACCGCGCCCGCCGCGCUGCACUACCACGCCGCCGAGCGAACCAUCUACUGGGCCGACACCGAGACGAACGAGAUCAAGCGCACCGGCCUGACGGGCGGCGCGGUGGUGGUGGUGGCGGAUAGCGGGGUGGAGGCGCCGCGCGGCCUGGCGCUGGACUGGGCCGCGCGUCUGCUGUACUACUCCACCGGCGAGGCGCUGGCCGUGUGCAGCCUGGCCGGCGAGUACACCGCGCACAUCUACACGCACGGACUGCACAACCUCACCGCGCUCGCCGUGGAUCCGCUCAGAGGCAAGCUGUACUUCUCGGUGGCUCCGGGCGGCGCGGCGCGGAUCGAGGCGGCGCUGGGCGACGGCUCCGACCGCCGCGUGUUGCUCGACCAGCACGCCGACCCGCUGCUCGACACCGUCGUCAGCAUGUGCGUGGACGAGGAGGAGCGUCUGUACUGGGUGAACAGCGGGUCCGGCACCAUGCAGUACCUGGACGUACGCACCGGCCGCCACGCCACGCUGCCGGUGGAGCGCGGGCUGGUGCCGACGGCGCUGGCGCUGCGCGGCGCCGAGCUGCUGUGGGCCGAGCGCGAGCACCGCGCGCUGCACGCAUGCGCCGCGCGCCGCUGCGACCGCGACCGCAUCUACGCCAACAACACCGAGGGCGUGCUGUCGCUGCGCGUGUACGAGGCCAGCGCGCAGCCGCCGGGCGGGCCCUGUCUGAACCACACGUGCGCGCACCUGUGCGUGCCGGCGGGCGCGCGGGCCCAGUGCGUCUGCGCGCUGGGACACAGCGGCCCCGCGUGCCGGCCGCGCGACGAGCUGGUGGUGUACUCGGUGGGGUGGGAGGUGCGCGCGGUGGCGGCGGUGGGCGAAGCGGGGGCGGCGGACGAGGCCGAUCGCGGCUCGCUGUUGCCGCCGGUGGCGCAGGUGUCGCUGGCGGCGGCGCUGGACUACGCGGCGGAGGGCGAGUGGCUGUACUGGGCGGAGGGCGAGGCGGCGAGCGUGUGGCGCGCGCGGCGGGACGGGUCGCGGCGGGCGGCGCUGGUGCGGCCGCGCGACUCGCUGGACGCGCAGCCCGCCGACUGGCUCGCCGGGCUGGCCGUGGACUGGGCCGGCGGCAACAUCUACUGGUCCGAUCCACGCCGCAUGCUCGUCGAGGUGGCGCGCCUCGAUGGACAGCAUCGAUACGUCCUGCUCGACACUGACCCGCACAGAGUCACCGUGGUGGCGGUGGACGGGUCGCGCGGGUGGGUGUUCCUGGGCGGCGGCGGCUGGGUGCAGCGCGCGCGGCCCGACGGCUCGGCGCGCCGGUUGCUCUACAACGGCACCGCCAUCGCAGACCUCGCGCUGCAUAUAGAGGAGGAGCGCGUGUACUGGGUGGAGGCGUGGUCGGCGCGCGUGUGGCGCAUGCGCUACGACGGCGGCGCGCGCGAGCUGGCGGCCACGCUCGCGCCGCAGCGGCACCACCCCGUCGCACUCGCGCUGCACCGCGACACCGCCUACUGGCUCGACACCAUGGUGAACCGCGGCAGCGUGCUGGCCGCGCCGCUGCGCAAUAUGAGCGACUACCGCGUGCUGCGCGACAACCUCGGCGACAGCCUCAAGGAUAUAUUCGUGUGGUCGGCGGCGGCGCAGACGCGGCGCGCGGGCGCGAACCCGUGCGGCGCGGGCGCGGGCGCGGCGGGCGCGGGCGGCGCGUGCGAGGCGCUGUGCCUGUACAACGGCACGCACCCGCGCUGCGUGUGUCCGCACGGACAGCUCGCGCCCGACGGCCGCUCCUGCACGCCGUACACGUCGUUCCUGAUGUACUCGCGCGUCACGAAGAUUGAGAGCGUGCACCUGCGGGACGAGAAGACGCUCAACUCGCCCUACCCGCCCAUACAGAACAAGGAGCUGAUGCGCAACGCGAUCGGGCUCGCGUACGAGUACAACACCUCCACGCUCUUCUACUCCGACAUCCAGCGCGGCUCCAUCAACGCCGUGCACUUCGACGGCAGCGACCACCGCGUGCUGCUGUCGCAGGUGGGCGCGGUGGAGGGCAUGGUGUUCGAGGCGAGCUCGCGCACGCUGUACUGGACGUGCAGCAGCGCCGCGGCCGUGCGAGCGGCUCGCCUGCCGCGGCUCGCUGCCGCCCCCACUCCCUCCGCCCCCGCCACACCCGCGCUCACCGCCAGCACCGUGGUGCGGCUCGCCCGCGGGGACCGCCCGCGCGGCAUCGACCUCGACCCCUGCGAAAGCCGCCUGUACUGGACGAACUGGAACGAGUCGAACCCGUCGCUGCAGCGCGCGUACACGAGCGGGCGCGAGCUGCAGGUGAUCGUGUCGACGGAGAUCCUGAUGCCGAACGGACUCGCGCUGGACCACGCCGCGCGCAAGCUCUACUGGGCCGACGCGCGCCUCGACAAGAUCGAGAGGAUGCACUACGACGGCUCGCAUCGACAGAUAGUGACGCGAUCCAGUACGGAGCACCCUUUCGACCUGGCCGUGAUCGGCGACUGGGUGUUCUGGACGGACUGGGUGUCGCACGGCGUGUUCCGCGCCGACAAGCGCGCCGGCGACGCGACGCGCGUCUGCGGUGACGUCACGCGACCCAUGGCCAUCGUCGCCGUCGCGCCCGACCAUCAGAUUUGUUCCGCGGAUCCGUGCGCGGUGUUGAACGGCGGGUGCGCGGAGCUGUGCGUGCGCGCGGCGGGCGGCGGCGCGGCGUGCGCGUGCGGCGCGGGGCGCGUGCUGGCGCCGGACGGGCGCGCCUGCGAGCCCAGCGCCGCGCGCUGCAAGCCGCCGCUCUUCGCCUGCGCCGAGGGCGCCUGUCUGCCGCAGGAGCUCGUCUGCGACGGCGUGCCGCACUGUAGCGACGCCACCGAUGCCAGCGACGAGGACUUGUACUACUGCACGUCGCGCUCGUGCCCGGCGGACACGGUGCGGUGCGGCGCGGGCGGGCGGUGCGUGGGCGCGGGCAGCGUGUGCGACGGCCGCGUCGAUUGCGACGACGGCGCCGACGAGGUCGGCUGCGACUGCGCGCACGGACAGAUCAGGUGCGAGGAUGGCGCGUGCGUGGGCGUUUGGGCGCGAUGCGACGGCGCGGCGGACUGCGCGGACGGGUCGGACGAGCGCGGCUGCGCGUGCGUCGGUGCCGACUGCGCCGCCAACACCACAGUCGCUUACACCGCAGAAGCUGCCACAACGGACCGAGUGUCGGAUCCGUUCGACGAGGUGCCGCUGGAGGGGUGCGGGCCGGCGCAGUUCACGUGCGGCGGGGCGGGCGCGGGCGCGGGCGCGGGCGCUGGCGGCGGGGUCGAGUGCAUCCCGCUCGCGUGGCGCUGCGACGGACGCGCCGACUGCACCGACGGCUCCGACGAGACGCUGCACUGCGGUCACGUGCACGCGAACGCGUCGUGCGGCCCCGGGCAAGUGAAGUGCGGGUCGUGGAACGUGUGCGUGGCGGCGGCGGCGCGCUGCGACGGCGCGGCGGACUGCCCGCGCGCCGAGGACGAGGCGGGCUGUCCCUGCGCGCCGCACUCCUUCCGCUGCGCCGCCUCCGGCACCUGUCUGCGCGCGAGCCUGUACUGUGAUGGUGACGCGGACUGCGAAGACGGGUCUGACGAGCCGGCGGGGUGCUCGACGCCGGUGACGCCGCCGCCGUCUUCCGCGUCGUCGCCGCUGCCGUCCCCGGCGGCUCACCCGCUGUGCGCGGGCAUGCCGGGCGCGCUGUACUGCGCGGGCCGCUGCGUGCCGCGCGAGCUGGUGUGCGACGGUCGCGACCACUGCGCCGACGGCGGCGGCGGCGGCGCCGGCACCGACGAGGACCCGCACGCUUGCACGUCGUUUGCGCGAGCAUUCGGCGGUGCAGGUGGCUCAGGCGCGGGCGGCGCGGUGUCGCGCGGCGAGUGCGUGCGCGGCGAGUGGCAGUGCGGCGACGGCGCGUGCGUGCCGCGCGCCGCACUCUGCGACGGCGCCAUGGACUGUGCCGACUUCACCGACGAGUGGCGCUGCAAUAUUAACGAGUGCGCGAUAAUGAACGGUGAAUGUGCGCACAACUGCACGGACCUGCCGGUGGGGCGCGCGUGCUGGUGCCGCGCGGGGUGGCGGCGCGGCGCGGGCGCAGGCGCGGGGGCGGGCGCGGGCGCGGGCGGCGCGUGCGUCGACGUGGACGAGUGCGCCGAGGACGAGCCGUGCGAGCAGCGCUGCGUCAACACGCGAGGCAGCUUUAUUUGCUCCUGCCUCGACGGGUACAAGCUCAUGGACGACGGCGUCAGCUGCGAGCCCGUGUCUUCUGUCCGCGCGUCCCUAAUCUUCACCAACCGAUACUACAUACGGCGCGCGGCGACGUGGCCGACGGCGGCGAGCGGGGCGGGCGGAAGCGUCAGCUCGCUGCUCGUGCACAACCUCACCAACGGCGUGGCACUCGACAUGGAGUGGGCGAGCGGCUGUCUGUAUUGGAGCGACGUCACGCGCCUGGGCAGCUCCAUCAAGCGGCUGUGUCGCAACAACACCGCCUCGCUGCCUGCAGUGCUGCCGGCUGCACCACUUCUCGCACCGCGACUGCCUGAAGAACAUUACCAGUUGCUGCACGGGGCGACGCUGCAGAACCCGGACGGCCUGGCGGUGGACUGGGUGGGCGGCAACCUGUACUGGUGCGACAAGGGCACGGACACGGUGGAGGUGUCGCGGCUGGACGGGCGGCACCGGCGCGUGCUGCUGCGGCACGAGCUGCACGAGCCGCGCGCGCUGGCGCUGCACCCCGCGCGCGGACACCUGUACUGGUCGGACUGGGGCGCCGCGCCGCACAUCGGCCGCGCCGGCAUGGACGGCUCCGCGCGCGAGGUGCUCAUCAGCGCCGGCCUCGGCUGGCCCAACGCGCUCACCGUGCUCUACGCCUCCGAGGAGCUCUACUUCGCCGACGCGCGCGAGGACUACAUCGCGGUCGCCGAUCUCGACGGGAAACGCGUGCGCGUGCUGUUCUCCAGAGAGCGCAUGCCGUGGCUGCGGCUGCACCACGUGUUCGCGCUGGGCGUGUGGGCGGGGCGCGUGUACUGGACGGACUGGGAGACGCGCGCGGUGGAGUCGUGUCGGCGGCGGCCGCGCUCGCGCUACACCGACACCAACAGCACCGAGCUCAGCGGCGGCGGCGCGUACGAGUGCCGCACCGUCGUGCACACGGUGCACAAGCCCAUGGACUUGCGCGUGUGGCAUCCCGCCAGACAACCCGCGCUGCCUGAGCUGACGGCGCUGUGCGCGGCGCUGAACUGCUCGGGGCUGUGCCUGCUGACGCCGGGCGGCGGCGCGCGCUGCGCCUGUCCCGAGCACUGGGAGCUGGCGGCGGACGGACGCUCCUGCACGCCCAACUGCACCUCCGCGCACUUCAUCUGCGCCACCGCGCUCAAGUGCAUACCCUUCUGGUGGCGCUGCGACACACAGGACGACUGCGGCGACGGGUCGGACGAGCCGGCGUCGUGCCCGGCAGCGCGGUGUGCGCCGGGACAGUUCCAGUGCGCCAACGGACGCUGCGUGCACCCCGCGCUCAUCUGCGACGGUGACCAGCACUGCGGCGACGGCAGCGACGAGCGUGACUGCGACAAUUUCACGUGUCUGUCGUCGCAAUGGAAGUGCCGCGGGAAUGCGACGGCGCAGGUGACGGCGCGCUGCGUGUCGGCGGCGCUGCGCUGCAACGGGCUCGCCGACUGCCACGACGGCGACGACGAGCUCGACUGCCCGCCGCGCACCUGUCCCGCGCAACACUUCCGAUGCGCCUCGGGUGCAUGCGUGCCGCUGGUGUGGGUGUGCGACUCGGACUCCGACUGCGGCGACGGGUCGGACGAGGGUGUCGCGUGCGCCACCCGCACGUGUGCGCGCGGCGAGUUCCGCUGCGGCUCGGGCCGCUGCGUGCCGCGCGAGUGGCUCUGUGACGCCGAGCCCGACUGCCCCGGCGGCGAGGACGAGGCGGACUGCCGCUCCCGCCCCGCCGCACCGCCCUGCGACCCCACCUACUUCCGCUGCCCCGACGGGCGCUGCAUUCCGGGCCGCUGGCGCUGCGACUACGAGGAUGACUGCGGCGACUCCGCUGACGAGAUGGGGUGCGCGCCGCGCGAGUGCUCCGAGUCGGAGUUCCGGUGCGCGUCGGGCGAGUGCAUCCGCGGCGCGCUGCGCUGCUCGGGCGCGGCGGAGUGCGCGGACGGGUCGGACGAGGCGGACUGCGCGCCGCACUGCGGGCCGGGCGCGGCGCCCUGCGGCGACGGCGCGCGCUGCGUGCUGCGCGACUGGUGGUGCGACGGCGAGCCCGACUGCGCCGAUGGCUCCGACGAGGCGGCGUGCGGCGCGGCGCCCGCCGGCUGCGGCUCGCGGCUCGCGUGCGGCGCUGCGGCCUGCGCGCCCGCCGCUUGGCGAUGCGAUGCGCGCAACGAUUGCGCAGGCGCUGACGAACUGCCUGCGCUGUGCGAACGUACUGCCUGCCCUCCGCAUACUUUCAGAUGCAGCGACAAUACGUGCGUACCGCGCUCGCUACUGUGCGAUGGGUUCGACGACUGCACCACCGGCGACGACGAAGCUCCACUCACUUGCCAGUGGCACCGACACCUGGGCGAGGAGUCCCCGUGCGAGCGCGACGAGAAGCUGUGCGGCGACGGGCGCUGCGUGCCCGACACCGCGCUCUGCGACGACGAGGAGGGCGGCGUGUGCAAGUGGAACUCGUGCUCGCAGCUGUGCCUUCCCAAACACAACAACUACACCUGCAAGUGUGUGAGUGGCUACAAACAGCGACUCCUGCCCGACGGCACGCUUACGUGUGAGGCGCUCGGUGAUAAGCCGGUGGUGCUGGUGGCAGAGGGUGGUGUGUUGCGGCUGUGGGCGGCGCGCAAAAGGGAGCGUCCCUCUCCCCCUGCGCCUGCACUCCCGCGGCCCGCCAUCAACGCGCUGGCGGCCGCGCUCAUCGACGGCGAGUGGGUGGCAUGGUGGGGCGAUGAGAGUGGACGGCUCGCGCGCACAGACCUCUCGCGCAUGCUCGCCGCCGACCACGACCAGGACUCGGACGACGAAGCGCAACACCACGUGCUCAUCCGCGACGGAGGCAUCAUCCGCGGCGUGGCCGUGGACUGGGUGUCGCGGCGGCUGUACUGGACGGCGGUGUCGAACGAGUCGGCGGCCGGCACGGUGGGCGCGGUGUACUGCGCCACGCUGGAGGGGCGGCGGCGCGUGACGCUGUACCGGCGCGACGGCGCCGAGCUCGACGACAUCGUGAUCCACAACGAGAGCCGGCACGUGUUCUGGUCCAGCCGCGGCGCGGCGCCGGGCGUGGUGCGCGCGGGGCUGGACGGCGCGGCGGCGCGCUGGGUGGUGCGCGCGCGCGUGCGCCGCGUCACGGCGCUGGCGCUGCUGGCGCCCGCCGCCCGGCUGUACUUCGUGGACGCGUACUACGACACGCUGGAGUCGGUGCGGCUGGACGGCGGCGGCCGCGUGCUGCUCGCGCGGUUCGAGCGCCGCCCGGCCGGCGCGCCGCUCCCGCCGCACGCGUACGCGGACGGAGUGGCGACGCGUUGGGGCGGCGAGGCGUCUGCGGCGGCGUGGGUGUCGUGGUCUCGCGCGUGCUCUCGCGCGGCGGCGUGGGAGGAGUCGGUGUGGUGCGCGUCGGCGCGGGGCGUGGUGCGCGUGCCGCGGCGGCCGCGCGCGCAUGCGCCCCCGCACCCGCCGCCACACCCGCCCCGCACGGCUCGCGCUGCACUCACGGCCAUUGUGCUGCUGCAUCCGGCGCUCUUCCCUGCGCCCGCUGAAGGCGCGGACCCGUGCAACGCGUCAGAUGCGUGUGAUGCGAGUGCGCUGUGCGUGCGCAGUGCGGGUGAGACGCCGCACGCGUGCCUGUGUCCCGACGGACUGCGCGCUCUCGAAGGAACCGACCCAACUCGUCGACGCUGCGUGGUAUCGACGAGCGAGUUAGCGGCGGGCGGCGGCGACAGUGCGGGCGGCGCGAGUGGCGCGGCGCCGUGCUCGCUGCACUGUGGGCCCGGCGAGUGCGAGCUGGCGGACGGCGCCGAGCGCUGCCGCUGCCCGCCGCUGUACGCCGGCGAGCACUGCCAGCACUACCGCUGCGCGCACCACUGCCACCGACACGGUCGUUGCGAGCUCGACUCCACAACCGCCGCGACCAACACUACCACCGCGUCGACCUUGCUGCCGCUCAAGUGCGUGUGCAGCCCGGGCUACAGCGGCGCGCGGUGCGAGGCGGCGGUGGGCGCGGGCCCGGGCGGCGCGGAGGCCGCGGCGUGCGCGCGCGCCCGCUGCGAGAACAGCGCCACGUGCCGGCUGACGCGCUACACGGCGCACUGCGUGUGCAGCUCGGAGUACGAGGGCGCGCGGUGCGAGCGGUGCGCGGGCGCGGACGCGCCGGCGUGCGCGCCGGGCGAGGUGUGCGCCGUGACGGAGGCGGGCCCGCGCUGCCAGCACGCGCUGUGCCGGCGCUACUGCCUGCACGGCGGCGAGUGCAGCGUGGCGGACGCGCACGCCACGUGCCAGUGCCGCGCGGGCUGGGCCGGCGAGCGGUGCCAGCGCCGCGCCUGCGAGGACGCUGACUGCACCUCCAACGAACACGAGUCGGACUCGUGCGGGCUGGCCUGUGUGAACGGCGGGUGGUGCGUGCACGUGGCGGGGCGGGCGGGCGCGGCGGGCGCGGCGCGGUGCGCGUGCGCGGGCGCGUGGGGCGGCGCGCGCUGCUCGCUGUACCUCGGCCACGACCACGCGUGUGACUCCGCGCACUGCCCCGCGCCCGCGCUCUGCGUCUGGGGCCCCGACGUGAGCGCGACAGAAGCGGGUCCAAUACAAUGCGUGUGUCCGGUGGGCGCCACGUGUCCGCCCGAGGUGCUGCACGAGGCGGCGGGCGCGGGCGCGGGCGCGGGGGGCGGAGGCGCGGGCGCGUGGGCGGGCGCUCCGCUGGCGCUGCUGGCGCUGGCGGCAGCGGUGGCGGCGGCACUGUGGCUGCGGCGGCGGCGGCGCGGCGCCUUCCUGCACGCGCGGCUCGCCGACAACGUGGAGAUCUCCAACCCCAUGUACCUGGCGGGCGAGGACGAGCUCGAGCCGCCCCUCCCGCACCCCCCGCACCACCCGCACCACCCGCACCACAACCAUCCACACGCGAACGGCGGGAACCACUUCGCGAACCCCGUGUACGAGAGCAUGUACGCGCCACAACAGAACAACCCCACUGAGGUAUGUCAACACGUGGAACAUGCGAACCUGCUGUCGGAAGGAUCGCACGACGUGACGCCGCCGCCAGAACGUGCCGCGCUGCUCUAACACGCGCCGGCGACGGGACGGCGACGGGACAGCGACGGGACGGCGACGGGACGGCGACGGGACAGCGACGGGACUACCCCGGAGGAAGGACCAAUCAGGGGCCAAAGGACCACUUAGGAAACAUUUAACAUAUUCCUAAUCAAUCACAAUCAUAUUCUGGUCAUGUGACUUCGGAAUAGUGAUUCGUUCUAAGUGGUCUUAAAGCCUUGUCUCAUUGGAAUGAAUGCUGGAAAAUGCCUCCUUAUAGCAAUGAGGAUAAGGGGCGAUAUCGACCACGGCAAAGUCAGGGACACGAACUAGUUAUAAGUGAUGCAAUACUCUUAUUGGAAUGUAUCAAAACCCAAGUUUAGCUCAAAUGUGAAUCGUUUAAAAUUGUAUAUUUAUGUGUAUUACUGUAAGUUUAGUGGACUAGAGGGGCCUAUUUGGAUGUGUUAUAAAGAAAUACUUCAUUUUAACUUCUAAACUGUCACUAAAAUUCAUUGGUUACGAAAUAUCCUACACAAGUAUAACGCUAUAUUAAUAUAUUUCUUAGUAAUUAGAAUUGAACUCGAUUAUAAUUCUAACUGUGAACUAUAGGUACACAAUACGGCCCCGGGCGGUGGUCACGUGACGCCGCCUCGCCAGCUCCGGUAGUAGUGUAUCGUUACUUGCCCCAAUGGUUGUAUUUAUCGUACUCGUAAGGACCUCAUGCCGGUUGUCACCGAUUAUUCCUUAAUUAUUGAAGAGAGCUGGCCAACACGGUACCACAUGACAAAAUAUACCUAUACUAAGGGAUAUUGGGUGAAAACGGGCACAAAUAAUGUAAUAUACUGCGCGUCUGUAAACGUAAACAGCGGUAAAUCAAGAAUUCAUAAAUAUAUAGACUGUUGUAUGCAAUGUCAUUUUCAAUGUCGUAGUAAUUUACCUUUCGUUAAAGGUUUCUUGAAUUUUCAACUUAUCAACAUGUAAAAGCCAUAUGAGUAAUAUCUAUAAAAUGUCAAUAAUUCACGAUCUCGGUACCAAUAUUAACCAGAUCGUAUACAUGUUUGAAUACACAGUGAACUGCACCUUAAACCCUUCUAUAUGGCCCGAUAACCGCGACACAAGCGGGCCCGACGUCAACUUGAAGGAUAUGUUAACGUCGACGUUAGUCGUUAGUGACGCCGCGUCACGUCAGUGACGUCAAGUGAAUCUCGUGUACAUAAUCUUGCCGUGUCUACUUAUCAAUAGUGUAACUUAGCGUUAGGUAUUUUUUAUUUAUAGACUAUUGAACUUGUGAUUCUCUCCGCAUGUAGUCGGUACUAUGUGCCAUAUCACUUCGUUUCGAGACUCCAGUGACGCAUUUUUGUAUUUUAAGGUUAUAGCUUAAGGUCCAUUUUUCAUACAUUUUGUUUCACCUUUAAUCUGGGUAACUAAACAAGUAUUGACAAGUAAAGAAUUUAAAUUCACGUCUAGUUAGUGAUUAGUUCUCGCAGUUGAAAGAAAAACGUAAAAAUAAUUAAAUACGACGAAAUUUUAAAGGCCGAAAUAUCCAUGCACAUUAAUUAUUUUUACGUUUUUCUUUCAACUGCGAGAACUAAUCACUAACUAGACGUGAAUUUAAAUUCUUUACUUGUCAAUACUUGUUUAGUUACCCAGAUUAAAGGUGAAACAAAAUGUAUGAAAAAUUGACCUUAAGCUAUAACCUUAAUGAAAUUAUAUUUUAAUUAAAUUGUAUGAAUUAAUUUAUCGUCACCGAAAUUGAGACGCUCUGUCCUAAGACUGUGAGGCCAGUUUUGUUUGACGCGCGGUCGGUGCGCGGCCGCUGUCGGUUGUGUUUCGUUCCGUGAGGCAGCUUUAAUUUAACUACAAUUGCAUCAUUUUCCAAUAUUAUAAUCAGAUUUAUGUAUUUUUUUAACAAACUUAGGCGAGUUAUUACUGCUUUUUUAUGUAGUAGAAACACGAUCCAUCAACAUAAAACAAUUACUUUAUAAAAAGGUAAUUUUGUAUGCAAUUUGUUAUAAAAACAAUCAGUUAUAUUUCAUGCAACGAAAA